CUCMCUCCCUCCCAGCAGAACCACACCCAGCCAGCAGACGUGACUCACACUGGAUCCUCUGUGAGGAAACACCCAGGCAGAGCCGAACCAAAGCGGACCAGCUGAACCCGGACCCGGUUCUGUGACAGCAUGAGGUUCUGUUGGAGGAUAGUUUGUGUGCUGCUGCUUGUCUCUGGAGCUCUGACACAGGACGGAUUUGACCUGGGUGAUGCUCUUGAUGAUCCAACGCCAGCCCCUCCAAAGAAGCAGCCCACAGCGAAGCCUAAACCAGAUGAUGGCUUCGGCUUUGAUCUGGGGGACGCCAUUGACCAGGACCCCAAACCACAACCGGACAAACCUGCCGUUGUCCCACCAAAGUCUGGGGGAGGCGGUGGAAGUUUUGAUGACUCAGACCUGGUCGAUGUGGGAACUGGAGACUACAAGCCUGAUGGGGGCCGCUCAGGAGGAUCUGGACCCAUGGCAGGAAUCAUCAGUGCCAUAGGAGUGGCUCUGGUGGGAGCAGCUUCCAGCUACUUCGCCUACCAGAAGAAAAAACUCUGCUUCAAGAUCCAAGGAGGUCAGGAUCCAGAGAGUGGGAAGGUACAACARGGUAUUCACUCCGAUCCCCAAGUUUUUAGCGACCUGCUGAAGACCGACAGGACCUGAUCCAGCUCUUCAGCCGACGCUCUUCUAACAUCUUCUGUGUGAAAAAACAAACUUCUUCUUUCGUUCGAAGUCACAAAGUCAACUUUUAUCAACAACUGAAUCUUUCUCUAAGUUUGAAAAACUAACCCUCCUGCUGCCCUUAGGUCAACUGGCCCACUGUGACCCUGGUGGGCCAUUUGGACUCGAGGGCAGCAGGAGGGUUAAACGUUCCAGCAGUCCAGAAAUGAUUGUGGUGCUUUUAUUUUGAUAGUGUAGUGUAUUUACUGAAGACAGGAAGUGAUCGUCUGCACUUCCUGCUUCUCUGAUUCUGACACUGAAGUAUCACACAGCCUCAGUUUACCGYCGGGUGCAAGAAGUUUGUUCUCAAACUCUAAUUGUGUCAUAUCUGAAAGGAUAGUUCAGACUUUUCUGAGGUGGAGUUCUGUGGAAAGUUAAUAUCUUACCUGUUGCAGAUAAAUCUUUAAACAACCUCAGUUUGAGUUUAAUUCUGGUUUGAUUGAUAAUCAUUUACUUUACACUGCAGUGUUCUUAGCAAUAGAAGUAUUCUGAUAUUCCUGCAGGAAGUGUCCCCAGACGUGCUACAGCUAGCUGCUGCUGCGCUAACAGAGCUUGCAAAUAACCACAGAAUUUGAUGUAAAUAAUAAAAUUUAAAUUUAUGAGACUAGCUCUGUUUUAAGGUGGCGAUUAGCCAUUAGCUCCUCCAUGUGGUCAUAAUUAAUGUUUGUUGUUUAAAGAGUUAUUUACAGAUAAAAAAACCUGAACUGUCCCUUUAAAUGUUAAACAGCUGCUUCAACCCAAAUCAGUCCACAAACAAGAAGCCAUCCAACCUGCAUGUUGUACAGAAACGUUGUAAAAGUGCCUUACAUUUAGCCCUGUAGUCAGAAGUAGAACCAGGAAAUGAUGUCAUGUCCAACUGAACCGUGAUUGGAUGGUUUUCUUUCAUUAGCAUAGCCUGAUGGGAGCUUUUAUGAAGGGAACAAAAGUAGACCGAGACUAGAACUCUGAGGAACACCAUGAUGAGGACUGAAGCGCUCAGAAUGGUUGCUCUGCAGCCGAGCGGACGAUGCGCGGUCGCUAAGUGAUGCUAACUGAUGAAAACGUUGUAGAACUGUGUUCCUUCAGAACCAGGAUUAACUGGACUCUCAUUGGGUUCUGCUAGCUUUGUACUAUUUUGGCUCUUUUUCGUUUUUAACUACAAUUUUGCUAACGUUAGCUUCAUUUAGCUAGUUUUUAUUUUCGCUAACAUGAACUCAACUAUGGUUUUAAUGAGUUCAACAGUCUGCUACAAUUUAGUUAACUUUAGCUUUUAGCUACUGUUUUGCUAGUUUUAGAAGUUCUGCGUUGGUUUUACUUUUUUCUCUCUAAAUUUGUUAAAAAUUCAGCUUCAGCUUAAAAAAAAGUCGAACAGAAAACGACUUUUUUUAAGCUCCUUUCAUCACCUUUUAUGUGCGAGGCGGCCAUGUUGGAUUUCAGGUCAGGGCUCUGAAACUUUCUGAUUCAGGAUUCUGACAUCAGAGGAGCUUCUAGUGAAGUUUUAUAAAUACAAACGUUUGACUUCUGAGAACAAACGGAACGCACAAAUAAUUCUCCUUCACUGUUCUGGUACCAUGUAUGAAUUUACACUUCCUGUGAGGAUUUCAGAGUAAAAGUCUGCCAACUUUCUCAGGUAAAACUGGAAAUGGUGUGUGAGUCUGAGUGUGCUUCUGUUGUUUGUUCAGUUCUGAAGCUUUGGUCUCAUUUUCUUCAUCAUCUUACUGGAUGAAAGUCCAGCUGAAGGAGCUUAAAUCUGACCUGCUGCACAGUAAAUUCACACAAUGAACUGAUGGUUUUAAACUUUAGGUGACAGAGUCAGACGUACGGAAGUCUGUUAACGCCACAUCAGGAAAAAUGAUUCAGAACGUGAAAACUUCUCACAUGUUUACAUGUUAUUAACUUUAUACACAUUUAACAUGUUAUAAAUUCAAAAUAUAUUAUUACAGAAUAAUUUUUAAUCAAAACAAACACAAAAACAACAUUAUUUAAUGUAAAAAAUAUAGUAACAGCAAACUCUUUAUUUAAUGAUGGAUGAGAAUAUCUUUAACAAAAACUAAACUUUUGCGUUCUAUAGGAUUUAUUUUUUUCUGGGUGGCAGCAACAUGCUUCCAUAGGACGUUACAAAGCUCAGUUUCAUGUUUUUUAUUUUUUAUUUUUGUUUUUAAUGUUGAAGUUAACCCUCUCAGUUUUUACAGCCUUUAUAAAAACACAAAUCAAGCUGAAAAUUUUCACUUUUGGUCACUUUUUGACAAAUUUGUUGUUCGAUGCACUUUUAAAUGUUUAAACCAAGUUUAAAACAGAAACUAAUCAGAAAUGUUGGAGAGUUUUUGCAUUUCCUCUGUUUUUUUGCUUCUUGUGCUUCUUUCAGCAGAUUUGUUAAAUUUCCUUCAGACAGUGUUGUUUUAGUUGUUAGAUAGUUGAAAUAAGGACAAGUUUGUUGUUUUGAUCUUUAUCAGCUGAAGUCUCUGAUGUUAAAAUACUGAACCGACCUGUAAAUAAGAAGUUCUGCUGCCUUCAGGUUUAAUCAUAUUUGUCACUUUGUGUUUGACUUUAAGUUUUGUGUUAUCAGAUCUGUUACAUGAAUGUUACCUUCAGUUUGUGAGUUUCUCUAAUGAACACAUGUUCAAUAAAGUUUGUACAGUUUG
Austrofundulus limnaeus is the source of this 3323-nucleotide messenger RNA. It is a transcript of the gene cd99, whose product is annotated as CD99 molecule. Gene Ontology annotation, cellular component: plasma membrane. Gene Ontology annotation, biological process: positive regulation of neutrophil extravasation; T cell extravasation; homotypic cell-cell adhesion. The record is from RefSeq and is a predicted model, not a curated record. NCBI's taxonomy places the organism in Eukaryota, Metazoa, Chordata, Actinopteri, Cyprinodontiformes, Rivulidae.